CUUCUUCUCCCAUGAAGCCCUGCCCCUGCUGCACGGGGCGAUGGGCGAGCAGGUGCGUCAGCGGGUGCAGUGGGCCGAGGCCGGCCGCGUCCACCUCACCGUUCCGUGGCGGCCCGGGUCGCGGACGUGGACUGCGCGGCUGGCGCUGCCCGCUGUGGGGUGACGCGGCUGGGUGGCCGGCAGGUGGCGCCAGGGACCCCGAGGAGGCCGGCCAUGCCUGGGUCCGAGGCCUGCCCCAGGGCAGGGCUGCGGAGGACGGGCCGCGGGAGCUGCCGGGGCAGCUCAGCCUGUGGCUUGGCCACGGCUCUCUGCGCCUGGGCUUCCUGGUGUCGGGCGGCUGCCCCAGCCUGGAGCAGGCGGUGAGGAUGGAGGGCUGCACCCACGCCCCUUGCGUCGCCCACUGCCUCGACUCCCUGGUGGGAGACUUCCUGUGUCACCGUCACAGUGUCCAGAUCAUCCUGGGCACGGCCGGGGCCAUCCGCAGCCACUUCCAAGGCUCUGUGGAAGCCCGGCGGCUCCUGCCAGCCGCGCAGCCCUUCCUGGGGCUCUCGGAUCCCUGGGUGUCCGCCUGCCACUUGCUGGAGCGGCUGGUGGAACGGCAGCGGCUGCUGCAGGGCUACGAGGAGAGGCAGCCGCUGGGGAGGGCAGGGGCGGCCCUGUCGGCCGCGCUGUGGAGCCCGGCGGGCAGUCUGGUCAAGCUCCUGCAGCCCUUCUGGAUGGUGGUCCGGGAGGCGAACGCACGGGCCGCCUUAAGCCUGGUGCUGCCCCAGCCGCGCUACCUGCACGUCUUCCUGGCGCAGGUUCGCGGGCGCUCUGAGGAGCGGAGCACCGGCGAGAUGGGCGCGGCCGUGCAGCUGGCCGAGGACCUGGCCCUGCCACUGUCCACAGACCACCAGCUCCCUGAGCUCUUCCACCGUGAGGGGUUCGUGCUGGCGACCCUGCCGGACCGCUUCAAGGGCAGGAUAGAGGCUACCCUCCCCGAGGGGGCCGACAUCAACCAUUGGAAGCAAGUUCUCGUGGACGAGGUGAAGGAGCUCGUGGUGCCCGAGUACUCCUGCCGCCCUCCCCUUCCCUGCAGGGCCCCACUGCUGUGCGUGUGGACACCCCUGAGCCGCGCAGGAGCCAGGAGCCCUGGGGCCGCAGGGAAGGGCCGGGAAGCGCCCGAGCAGAGAAGCAGGACCUCUGGGUCCUUGCUGCUGGGCCAGAGGGAGAGGAGCCUCCCGGAGCAGGUGGAGAGCGGGGGGCUGCUGGUCUCGGAGAGGAGCGGCGCUUCCCUCUCCACGGAGAGCCACCUGGCCAGCGUCAUCCGCAAGAAGUACCUGCGUGAGAACGAGACAGUGGGUGCCCAGGAAGACCCUGCUUACCGGCAGAAGCGGCGGGACGUCUGGCCAGACCUGGCGAGACUGGCCACCAUGUGUCUAUCCUGCCCCCUGAUGGGCGCCUUCUCUGCAGGUGUCUUUGCCUCCCUGGGCGGCCCCGCCAUCGUGGGGCAUGACGCCCCUCUCCCAGUGGCGACGGCUGCGCGUCUUCUCUUCUUGAAGACCAACCUGGGGCAUUUCCCGAGCUAUGCCCCCGCCCCUCAUCUUCCCCAGCAGAGCACUGCCGAGCUGCUCUGCAGCCUGGCGCUGGAGGCGCAGACCGGUGAGUCUGACCGCAGGGUCCGAUGCCCUGAAGAGCUGCCUGUGGGAAGUCUGCGUAGAUGACGGGAGGGGGCACAGUGCCGCGUCCUAGGACAUUAGACAGGGACAGCCGGGCUCCAAACCUUGUUUGAAAAGAAUGAGGACAGUUUCUCAGUUCUUGACAGAUUGUCAUUUUCGUUUGCGCGGAGAUGUCAUCUUCAUCUGCCCACUGCUGGAGUCACUGCCGGCGGUACGUGCGCGGGAGGGUGGGCUCUGGUCAUCGGUGACUCUGAGUUGUACCACACAGCGUAGGGACCGCGGUGCUCCUUUAAAGCGUCGGUGGGCAAGGGGCCCUACACGCGGCUUGUCCGUGUGUGUCGGGGCGGCAGGCCCUCAAGGUCUGCGUUCUCAGAGAGGAACCAGGCGCCGUGCGGGAUAUCCUCAGCCACCUAGGGCCUGGGUAAGCCGUGGACACUCUUCCUGGAAAGGAAAGAAACCCUAAUAUGAUAGAGUAGCCACUUUAAGAGGGAGGUGCCCACACGCACACCAGUCUUCUUAGGGUCUGUACUUUGCCGUGGAUCCCGGGGUUCCCAAGAGCCCUGGUGGAGGGCACCGCCCAGCUCCUGCGGGCGUGUGAUCGAGGAGAGCUGGCACGCCCAGUCAUCACGUGGCCAUUGUCACCUGUAGUUUGUUUCCAGACUCCUGGAAGCCUUGGGGUUUCUUCUUUCUACAGUGAAAGCAGUCUCAGGAAGCAAAAAAGGGCAUGUAUCCCAGUGACAGACCGGCCUGAGUUCCUUUAGGGUCGAGUGCAGGACCUGAGGGCAUGGGGCCCAGGCGCUGGUGGGAUGGGUGGGAAAAGAAGGAAGGGCGAGGCCGGAGUGUUUGGGGCGGGGCCCGUCCCACCCACAAGACACAAGUCCAGCUCUGCUGAGGUGCUGGGCCGCUGGGAGAGGGACUCUGAGAAGGAAGAGGGGGUGUAGAGGCACCAAGGCCUAACUUGCACUUUGGCCCUGGCUGUGGGGUUGAGUCCGGGAGCCUGUCCCCUCGCUUCCCCUGUGUCACUGUGACUAAUUCACUGUAGGACAUUCGGAAGUUACUGAGAAUGUAAGGAAGCAGGAAAAAUUCACCGUAAUCCUUUCACUCAGCCUCUGUUGAAAACUUUGACAUGUUUCCUUUUUUAUCUUGAGAUCAUACCCUCUGUGCUAGUUAGUGUGCUGUAUUUUCAGUUGAACAGUGUAACAUGGCAUUUUCUUGAAUAAAGCUUCAUACAGAUUGUG
This is a messenger RNA of Balaenoptera acutorostrata (minke whale), 2896 nucleotides long. It is a transcript of the gene ZBED10, whose product is annotated as Putative protein ZBED10P. Lineage: Eukaryota; Metazoa; Chordata; Mammalia; Artiodactyla; Balaenopteridae. The record is from RefSeq and is a predicted model, not a curated record. Gene Ontology annotation, cellular component: nucleus.